AUUCGACAAAUGGAAUCUUCGAUAUGAAACCCGUAAAACAUUUGGUUGCAUUCAAUAUUAGCCAUAGUUUGAACGUCCAAUCGCGCCAUCACAGUCGGGUUGCCGUAAACCACACAAUGAAUCUGGGUGGAAUGAACUGGGAACUGUUGUCCAUUUUCUGAAUUUAUCUGCCGCCGAGUCGUAUUGAUCCGGGAUUUUCAAUCAUUUCUCGGCAGAGCUGAACAUCGGCACUAAGCUCACGGAGUCUGGUAUCAGGAGGUAGCGUGACGAAGGAAUCGUCCUUGGGAUUAUUGGCAGAUUAACAGAUCACAGUCUGCCAUAGGUCGGUCUGCGAGAAAAUGGUCAACAGGAUUAAUCACAGCACAGCUCUACCCUUAAACAUCGAUACGCCAUUACCUAAUGAAUCCCAAACAUCUGUCGUCUGGUCAACAACGCUUCACCUGUUGACGUCAUCUGCUCCCAUUAUUACCAAUUCGUCUGGUGACGUCAUCCCAAAUAUCACAGUACUGACAAAACCUGUUUGUACUGAACCAGCUUAUCUCGAGUUUCCACCCGAUGCCUUCAACAAUGAUCAAAGACAACACGGCGCUUUCCUAUUACACUUCAUCAUGGUCAUCUAUAUGUUUAUCGCGUUGGCUAUUGUAUGUGAUGAAUAUUUCGUGACUUCACUCGACAAGAUAAGUUCGAAACUUGGUUUGAGUGAAGACGUGGCUGGUGCUACCUUUAUGGCGGCCGGAAGCUCAGCUCCCGAGUUAUGCACUGCUAUCAUAGGAGUGUUUAUAACAAAAGGUGACGUGGGAGUAGGGACGAUUGUCGGAUCGGCAGUGUUCAACAUCCUAUUUGUCAUUGGACUGUGCGGCCUAUUAGCCGGAGAAGUGGUGACCUUGUCUUGGUGGUCGUUUACCAGGGACGCCGUGUGUUACUCUUUCUCUGUCAUCGUCCUGAUUCUGGUCGUACAGGACGGCAAAGUCACGUGGUACGAAUCACUCAUGAUGCUAAUCUUCUAUGGAGGAUACAUUCUUGUUAUGAAAUUCGACGUUCCUAUUCAAGCAUGGGUAUCCGGGAAGAUUGACAGGAUACUCACAUCAAAUAUCCUCCCCAUCAACGGGAUCAAGACCUUCAACAGGGAUUACGAGGCAUUCGAGGAUGAUGACGACGUUUUCACGACAGUGGACCACAAACUUGCCCAGAACCCUGAACCCGAUCUGCCGCCCGACGAAUAUGCAAAAUCAACGAAAAUCAAACCAAAGUUUUGUGAUUUUAUCUUUCGAUUGAUGAUGAUGAAACGCUUUCGACCCAAAACAAGAUUCCGUUCUGCAGCCUUUCUUAUCAUAUCAUACCGACGUCGCAUGCUUGUGGACUCGCAUUUACAAAAGCGACAGCAGUUCCGGAAGAUGGCGCAGAAGUCUAGCGUGUUUUCCUACACCAGAUCUAUAAGAGGUUGGUUUAACAUGACGAUGGAAGGAGAAAAUCUUGAUGGGUGGAAAACCGUACCAAAGCUUGACGAGGGUGUUCUUAAGCUGGUGAAAUGGGGCUCCGUAUUUCCAUUAAGGGUUAUCUUGUAUUACACUGUACCAGACUGUCGAAAAGAGCGGUGGGAAAACUGGUUUAUGGCAACUUUUGUGUGUUCUGUGUUGUGGAUAGUGGCGUUUUCUUAUGUAAUGGUCUGGAUGGUGACGUUGAUCGGCUAUACGUUUGAUGUACCAGACAGCGUGAUGGGGAUAACUUUUCUAGCUGCGGGAACCAGUAUUCCAGACGCCAUGGCCAGUGUCUUUGUCGCCAAGCAAGGAAUGGGUGACAUGGCUGUUUCCAAUUGUUUAGGAAGUAAUGUAUUUGACAUUUUAUUAGGACUAUCGUUACCAUGGUUUCUAAAGACUGGCAUUGCGUACGCAGGCACGACAGUUCACAUCAAUAGCAAUGGAAUGAUUUUCUCAAUACUUCUAUUAUUUCUAACAGUUAUCAUACUAAUUGCAGCUUUAAAGUACACUCGUUGGCGCCUGAACAGACGGGUGGGGGUCAUGUGUCUGAUGGUAUACGCAGUCUAUAUUCUGUUCUCUGUCAUGAUAGAGUGCAAUGUGUUUGGAUUCGUCAACCCCCCAAUGUGUGAUUAAUAAAAUAUCAAUGAAAUGAAUAAAUUAACGUUUGCUUUAUAAAUAUCGCCGGUUGUGUUGGCUUUAUGUAUUAUUGUAUGAUGAGAAAUAGGUUGAAUAAAAGUUGUGUUUUACAUAC
Ostrea edulis (European flat oyster) is the source of this 2229-nucleotide messenger RNA. RefSeq names its product sodium/potassium/calcium exchanger 4-like. Gene Ontology annotation, cellular component: membrane. The transcript has 18 exons. Gene Ontology annotation, biological process: intracellular calcium ion homeostasis; calcium ion transmembrane transport. Gene Ontology annotation, molecular function: calcium, potassium:sodium antiporter activity; calcium channel activity. NCBI's taxonomy places the organism in Eukaryota, Metazoa, Mollusca, Bivalvia, Ostreida, Ostreidae. The record is from RefSeq and is a predicted model, not a curated record. Bases 339 to 2111 code for a protein of 590 amino acids.